CUUUACUGCCAGUCGCGUCCUGGAUGCUGCACGGAGCGGCAGCGUUUUUCGCUUCCUGCCCCACUUUCCGGUUUCUCUUCUUCCUUUCCGUCACUUGUAUCGAGUAAAAGCUGUUUGGUUUGUUUUUUUUGGCGAGUGUUUGCUUCCACUCCCCACUUGUGCCAUCAAAUCUGUCACGACAAUCCCGUCAGACACAAGGAUGCAGUCUGUUCCAGUUCACGUUACCACAUCUUCCUUUUAAGAUCCGGGAAAAAAGGAAAUGAUGGCCAAACAAAAGUUGGUGUUAUACGACAACAACUGCCUGUCGUGACGGGACAGUGAACGAACGACAUUCGAUACAACAACUCGUCCGUAAUCAUCGCCGUCCAUACGUUACGUUUACAAUUGCAAACCAUGUUGUGCUCGAGCCACGGCGACGCCCUCGCAAACUGUCAGACAGUGAGCAGCAAUAAUGACCAUAGCAACGCCACCGAUAACAAUUACAUCAACGAGACGCAAACCUCCGUGGGAUUCUCGUUUGCCGACGGGGCUUCCAGUCGGACCACUCCAAAAGCCAUCACCGACAGCGACAUUGCAUUUGACGGCGGUUCCACCACCAGCAACUGGAGCGACUUGUUUGCAACAGCCGGCUCAGCGCCAGCCGGCCCUGGCAAUGCCACCCUGGCGGGAGGAGGAUUCGGAGCUGAAGUGAUGAUUCCCCUCUAUUCAGUCAUCUUCAUUCUGUCCGUGUUGGGCAACAUACUCGUCAUUGUGACGCUGACGCAAAAUCGCAGGAUGCGUACCGUCACCAACGUCUUUCUCCUUAAUCUAGCUAUCGCUGAUUUACUUCUCGGCGUUUUCUGCAUGCCUUUCACGCUCAUCGGACAACUGCUACGAGAUUUCAUUUUCGGUAGCUUCAUGUGCAAAACCAUACCUUACUUUCAAGCUGUUUCGGUCGCAGUUGGCGUUUGGACGCUGGUGGCCAUCUCGCUCGAACGUUACUUUGCUAUUUGUAGGCCGCUCAAAUCUCGCAUCUGGCAGACGCGAUCUCACGCCUACAAGAUGAUCGUCGCCAUCUGGAUUCUUAGCCUUUCAUUGUGUCUACCCGUGGCCGUUCUUAGUCGUCUCAAACCAAUAAGAGAAACAGGUCGGCAUAAGUGUCGAGAAGAAUGGCCUGAUGCCGUCAGUGAGAAAGCCUACAAUCUUUUACUGGACGUCAUCUUGUUAGUCCUGCCACUUCUCAUCAUGGGGCUUGCCUAUUGGUUAAUCGCAGCCCGCCUAUGGAGAGGAUUGCGUCACGAGACAGGUGGAAACAGCAGCACUAACAAUUGCAGUCGCUUGCAGACAAUGAUGGCCGCCGACGUUACCGCUCCGCUUGCCAAUGUCUGUGGUUCAUCCUGUACAGAGAGAUACCAGGAGCCUGAAACGUCGAUUCAAUCGGACAUGAUGACCAGCCAGCAAAGCUACCCACACACAAGUCCAAGCGCGGCCAAAAAAUCUACUGUGAUCCAGUGGCCGUUACGGAGCAAUCACCGCCAUCUCUGCUGUCAUCCUCAAGUGGAAAGAAGCGUCACGCAUCAGCAAAGAAGUGGCAACGAAAUAGCGUGGAGAGGAGGUUCGCAGUCACAACAGGGUAACCAACAAAGGGCGGCCUCGACAACUGUUCAGAUUAUGGACUAUCGUUUAGCGGCUCGCUAUGGUGUCCGAUCUACAUAUACGGACAAAAGCGUCUGGGCAAAGAAAAAAGUCAUUCGAAUGCUUUUCGUUAUUGUCUUUGAAUUCUUCCUGUGCUGGGCACCUCUAUACGUCGUCAACACUUGGUACACAUUUGAUCCAACGAGUCUCUACGAGCAGAUGGGUCACACGGAAAUCGCGUUGACUCAGCUUCUUGCUUAUCUAUCGAGUUGCUGCAAUCCUAUCACCUACUGUUUCAUGAACGAAAAAUUUCGCAAUGCAUUUCUCAGCGCCUUCGGAUGUGGGCCACAAGGUCGGGGUUUCGGAAGAGCUCCCAAUCGCAGUACCGAUCUCCUGUCAGCUUCAUUUAACGACAGUUUCAAUCUUGGUCGCCGAACUACGAACAAAAGAAACGCACGUUUGACCACCAAUGCCACGACCAUUGUCGAGACUGCUCUUUUUGAUGGAGAUUCUGGAGAAAUCGGAGCUAUGCUAGCGGCGUCCAGAUCUUCCCAAGCGGACUAAGAUUUUAAAAUAAAAUAAAAUGAAGACUUGUUCAUUCCAACCGCUGUCGAAUUCCCAAGCUGCUGCAACCUAGCAAAAGGCGAGCUGAAGAAAUCAAAGGUGAAGCUGCCAUCAAUACGAAAGAUACACAGGAACACGAUGUUUUUACAUUAUCCGAUCUCAGUUCGACAUUUCAUGUACGCCACUUAAGCUAUUAUUGUGAUCGAUGUUUAAUAGUUGGUUAAUGUUACCUUCCAAAUCAUCCACUCGGCAAAUGUAAGGUAUAUGCAAUAUGUCGAACACCGAUUUUUUCAUUACGUUGUCAAUAUACGGUUUUACUGCCAA
Messenger RNA from Daphnia magna, 2502 nucleotides. Its product is annotated as cholecystokinin receptor type A. The transcript is spliced from 10 exons. The record is from RefSeq and is a predicted model, not a curated record. Lineage: Eukaryota; Metazoa; Arthropoda; Branchiopoda; Diplostraca; Daphniidae. Gene Ontology annotation, biological process: neuropeptide signaling pathway. Gene Ontology annotation, cellular component: membrane. Bases 394 to 2178 code for a protein of 594 amino acids. Gene Ontology annotation, molecular function: gastrin receptor activity; neuropeptide receptor activity.